AUGCUGCCCAGCAGGGACAGAGCCGUGAGCAUGGUGGCCCGACAGAGUCCCGAGCCGCCUAUGGGCAGGCACAGGCCUGCUUCAGAGCUAACCCAGGAUAUUUCCCAUUUGUUGGCCAGCAUGUUUAAGAACAUGUAUACUUCAGAGGUUAUAGGAAAGGACACGGUAGAAAACAUGAUAAAGUCCCGUGGAGGAGACAAUGCCAGUCACGAGAAGUUUGUGGAAGAACUGCAAAAGGUCCAUACGGAAUAUAAGGACCGCAUGAUGGAAGCAGAAAUGUUAGAAAGGCACAUCAUUCAGGCAAGAGCUCGAGCAACUGCAGAAGAGGAGCGGGUUCUGGCCCUGAACAAGAUGAGUGUUCCAGAGGCGUACCAGAACAUUGGAUUGCCACCAGUGCAGUCUUCCUUCGAGAGGUGUGUGGAUGAUGAACUUCUUAAGAAGCACAAUUUAAUUGGCCCUGGAGAUUACAUCACCGACCCGAUACCCAUUACACAAGCACCGAAAGAUAAAUCUGAGCCUGGCUACUUGGGAGAAAACCUUAGUUUUAAACAACGUAUUUCUGAACAUGCAAUAUUUAAAGAAAGCAAACACGUAAAGAAAAUACUAGAUGCUCUGCCCGAAGUUUCUUUAUCAUCUGUCACGCUGGAGUCUUCAACUAGUGAGAUUCCAGAUCAAGUUCGGAGACCAUCCUGUAAGAAAUCUAGCCCCUCCCGAAAAUUAGCCUGGAAGAACGAUAUGCCCAAAACUGAAAGAGAUGAAGCCCGUGCUUAUCUGAAGAAACUUGACGAGCGCCAUAACUUCCUGAGAAACCCUCGUUUUUUCCCGCCUAACUCACUUCAUGGAGGCAAGUCCCUGAUUUGGCCACAAAAGAAGGUACAGCGAACGGUAGCGGGAAAACAAAGGACCGUGGUGGAAAGCAAUAUUGACCCUGUUCCGAUCUUUCUAUCAAAUCCUCCAGCUGUUUUGUUUUCUUAUUAUGAAGUCGGCCAAGUUUAUGAGAUGACCAUUGAGUUGCAGAACAUGACCUCAACAUCUCAGACUUUUAGAAUAAUCCCUCCAGCUACAUCCGCCUUUGCGAUUGGGUUGGGGAAAUUUCCAGGGGAAGGGGGAAUCGUUGCGCCUGGGAUGAGCUGUCACUACACGAUCCAGUUUAUGCCUGAACAUCUAGCAGGUUAUGAAGAUUACAUACUGGUAGAGACACAAUCGCCUUACCCACUCCUGAUCCCCUUGGAGGGCAGGAGACCACCUCCGAUCUUAACGUUGCCUCAGGUCUUAGAUUGCGGAGCCUGUCUUGUUGGUGGAUUAAAAUUUUCAGAGUUUCUGUGCAAAAAUGAAGGGGUUAGCAGCGGGAAGUUUUGCAUCAUGCCCAAGGCAAUGUGGCCACCUCCUCAGUUCCGGGCUGUUGCCAUGUUUGGUUUUGUGGAGCAAGAACCAUUUGGCAUCCAACCUGCUGUUUUUGAGCUGUUUCCGGGCCAGUCUGUCGUAAUGGAGACGGCGUUCUUCCCCAGUUUUCCCGGAGCGGCAUCAGUGACAUACAUCAUUGCUUGUGACAAUUGCCAGAUCAAUGAAAUUACUGUGACAGGGAUUGGGCAGCUGAUAAGCCUGCAGCUUUUAUCUGUCACUGGUGGAGAAGGCAGUGUUACCCCGGGAGAGCUCGUGGACAUUACUUCGCAGCACUUCGUGCGCUUCGAUUCCCUGAACCCCUAUUCCACAUCAGAGAAAACGCUGGUCAUAAGAAACGUGACCCACGUGGAUCUUCCUUUUUACUGGCAAAUAAUGAAACCUAACUUGCAGCCGGUGGUGUUGGAAGGAGACAAGGACCUCACCAAAAUCAAGUACAACUUAGAGACCGACUCGGCGUUCUCCAUAACUCCUGCCACAGGAGUUUUGCAACCUCACGCUGAUCACCCAUUUACACUCCGCUACUUUCCCCAAAAGCUAAAGGAAUAUCAUAGUGUGCUACAGAUUGUGCUGAAGAACAUCCCAGAACCACCUAGUCUGCAAAAACAGAAGGAAUGUGAAUAUGGAGAAAUCCAUGAAGAGGAUGUGAUUGCCCUGGAAAUAGACGUUAAAGGGCAGACGGAACCAUUUCAGCUCCUCUUAGCCCCGUACUCCAUUGUCAUCCCAGGAGAACACUACAUUGGUGUAAAUAUCCGGAGAAGCUUUAGGAUGCGUAACAACAGCAAAUCAUCAGUCAAGUUUACUUGGGGAAAAAUUAUCGAGUGCGACAUACUUCAAGUUGAACCUUAUACAGGAAAGCUAGGGCCAUAUGCAUUCCAGGACUUUGAGUUUGUUAUUACUGGAGGAAAACCUGGACAUUCCAUUCAUGACCUGCCCUGUAAAAUCAGACACUGUGCGGAGCCCGUUAUCUUACACGUGGAAGCUGAUUUUAAGGGGCCUGUUCUUUCCAUCAAUGUUCCGUCACUCAAUUUGGGCCUGAUUAAACUAGGAGAAGUUGUCAUGUGCAAGUUUGAGAUAACAAACCUCAGCCAGCUGCCAGGAAGGUGGAAACUUCAGGAAAGUCCUGCUUGCCUCGCCGAAAGGAAUGAAGAGGUCUCUCCAUUCACAGCUAAUCCAUCUAGCGGAGAAUUGUCCCCUCUUGGCAAUUGCAGCGUGUCAGUUUUGUUUAGAUCCUACAUCUGUCAAAGUCUUCAGACUGUGUUAGAGUUGGAAGUAGAAAAUGGGAAGGCAAGCCACAUUCCUGUUUUUGUGGAAGUUCAAACUCCCCGUGUGUGCCUGCUGUCAAGUAGCUUACACUUUGACGAGCUCUUCCUUGGAACUCCAGCAAGAGCAACAGUCGUGCUUUUUAACCAGAGGCUGCUGCCAGCACACUACGAAUGGGGGGAGCUCCUUGGAAGUCAGUCCUCUUCCUGCAUCGUCAGUAUCUCUCCAGAAAGUGGCCUUUUGGCUCCAAAUGAAGAGAAGGAAUUUUGUGUGGAACUAAUUGCUAACAGUAAGGAGGAGUUGACUGACCUUACCGUCAGCUGCUGCAUUGAAGAUAUGCUGGAGCCGCUCUUCCUGUCUAUUUCCGGUCAAGUAAAGGGACUGCAUAUCACAUAUGCCAUACCUUUUGAAAGAAAACAAAGUGUUUGGGAGCAACCGUCAGAGCCUCCUCUAGAACUCAUGCUAGACUUUGGGUCAGAAGUGCCCCUGAAGAGCGUGGUAAAACGGCAGCUGAUAAUCACCAAUCACACUGCGAUAGACGCUCCGUUCACAAUCGAGGCUGACUAUUUCAGCAGCUGUCCGCCUCCUUCAGAGGAACCUGGGUCAAAUGUCGUGGACAUGAUCAUGGAAAAGACAAAACGAGUAACAAGACAGAUUGCAAAGAGAAAACAAUCUGCCUUCAGAGCUGCCUUGCUGUCUCACGGGAAGGGGUUGGCGUUCCACGUGCAUCCCUCUGAAGGAACCAUGAAGGCCUUCCAGGAACUCACUGUAGAAAUCACAGCCUAUAACAACAUGUGGGGAGAAUACCAGGACAACCUCGUCUGUAAGGUUGGAGAUUUAGAGCCCAAGUUGAUCCCCGUGCAGAUAGCAGUGAAGGGCUGCCCGAUCUUCUUGCAGGUGACUGGACCGAACCAUUUUCUGCAAACACCUGUGGUCAGGUUUGGAGCUCACAUCUCUGGAGGGGACACGGUCUCACGCUACAUCCGCCUCAACAACCCAACGCCUUUUGACAUCCGCAUGGACUGGGAAAGUUAUAAUCAGGAUAAAGAUGAUGACAAACUGGUGGACCUCUUGGUGUUCUACGGAGCUCCUUUCCCAAUUAAAGACAUGGACGGCAAUGAGAUCGAAUCCCUCCGUGAGGAAAAAACGCCUACAGACCAGACGCCUUACGCCUCCAGCUGUACCACACCGACGUCAUACAGGGGAGGAUCAAAUCUGAACCCAAUUGCAGAGGUUGAUGAAGACGGAAGUAGCAGCGACGAGAGCGAAGAACUGCUGAUCUCUCAGAAAAUCAUUUCAGUGGUACUCCGGCCACACGAGGGAGUACCCUCGGACUACCCUUUCUGCAUAACUCCCAAGCAAAUUGUCAUCCCUGCAGGUGGCGCCGCAUCCAUCCGCAUUACCUUCACCCCGCUGAUGUUGCCGGAGAUCAUUAACAAGUUUGAAUGUGAAGGUUUCGCCCUUGGCUUCAUGAGUCUGGAUAGCGAGGAUGUUCAGGAAAUCCCCGGGAAAGUGACCCGUGCCGACGGCCAUGGCGUUCCCCCUUUGAGGAUAGACCUGCAAGCGUUUGUGAAGCCUGCGUUGUUAACUGUGGAAACAGAUCACGAGCACGGGCUGGAGUUUCAUGCGCUAGCAAGUAGUCUCAUCCCAGACGAGCCUUGCAAAGGCGUUUUAACAGAUGCAGCUACUACCAUCAACCUAAAACUCACCAACAAUACGGAAACUCCUCUGCAUUUUAAACUCAUUCUAACACCACCCUUCUCCAUAUCUGGAGUGGAUCCCAAAAAGAGCCUGGUGACACCUCACAGGGACAGUGGAGAAAACCAGAUUAUACUCUGUGCGUUACAAAAUAUGCUGGUGAAGGUAUCAUUCCACACAACCUUGGAGUUACUGACCUACCAGCAUCUUCCGGAUGACCAGAUGUUUUCUGGGCUUCAAGUGCUCCAGGGUGAAAAGGGAGACAAAAUCCUGGAGUUUAAGAAAGAUCUGCUCAUUGAAUACGGCAACAAAGCAACACAGGUCCUGCCCAUGACCGCCUACCUGACCGUUCCUGUCCUAGAGCUCUCUCGUGAAUCAAUUGACUUUGGAACCUGCUUGGUUAACCAAACGAGGUGUGAAGCCGUCCUUCUGAUGAACAAGGGCGGAUGCAGGAGCUACUGGGCAGCUUUGCUGGAAGAAGCCGGACGACACAGCGAGCCAGAGGUGUUUUCCAUCUCCCCGAGUAACGGCAUUCUGGAAGCGCACUGUGGUGGCUUUGCGACCAAAACACACCUGGUGGUCCAUUUCACAGCAAGAGAUGAUGUAGACUACGAAACGACGGUGAUGGUGGUGGGGAUGCUGGGGGAGAAGCCCUGCAAUCUGCACGUCCGAGGCAAAGGCUCUCACGAUGAGAAGUAUGAAGCAAGGCGCCAGUCGUAACAGCCCAACUGCUCUCAGGCAGCCAGCAGAAAGCUGCUAGCGCCAGUUUAAAACCCUAUUCCAUGUAGCCUUGACUGCUGGAAGAAUGGCUUCCAAAAAACUCAACGGUCAAAUGAUGGACCAGGUUUUAUAACAAAGACCAGCUUUCCCUACAAAAUGGCUGGCUCCUUCUAACGUCCUGUGCAAUCCCAAAGGGCUGCUUCGGCACGUCUGCUCAGAUCUUCUCAGCAGGCCAAGGCAAGGAGCCGCAGCUUAUUCCUCCGUAUUUGGGAAUUUGCACACGGGCUGAAGCUCUUCUCCCCUAACUAUAUGGGCACAGGGAAAGCCCAAACUUUAAUCUGUUCAAAAUUUUUAUUCAAAGUGAAAUACUGACAGAGCUGUGCUGAGGGAACACCCACUGGGAUUUCUGAGGCUUCUCUGA
This is a messenger RNA of Eublepharis macularius, 5503 nucleotides long. It is a transcript of the gene DLEC1, whose product is annotated as DLEC1 cilia and flagella associated protein. The transcript is spliced from 38 exons. The coding region runs from base 1 to 5082 and encodes 1693 amino acids. Gene Ontology annotation, biological process: negative regulation of cell population proliferation. Lineage: Eukaryota; Metazoa; Chordata; Lepidosauria; Squamata; Eublepharidae. The record is from RefSeq and is a predicted model, not a curated record.